Amphiprion ocellaris (clown anemonefish) is the source of this 3213-nucleotide messenger RNA. RefSeq names its product WD repeat containing, antisense to TP73 (gene wrap73). The coding region runs from base 154 to 1644 and encodes 496 amino acids. Gene Ontology annotation, molecular function: protein binding. The transcript is spliced from 17 exons. Gene Ontology annotation, biological process: protein localization to mitotic spindle pole body; mitotic sister chromatid segregation; microtubule anchoring at mitotic spindle pole body. Gene Ontology annotation, cellular component: MWP complex; mitotic spindle; microtubule organizing center. Lineage: Eukaryota; Metazoa; Chordata; Actinopteri; Pomacentridae. The record is from RefSeq and is a predicted model, not a curated record.
UAGGUGCCAGAGGUGACAGCCAUGAGUGUGUUGCUAAGACCACAGGAAGAAAGAGACAGAGGAAGAAAAGCAGCGGGUCAAAGACCACCGCUCUAAUGUCCAGAGGGGGAUCUUCUUACAUCACUGAGGGCUGAGUAAAGGAGCCCACCAUGCAUGGGAGGUCAACUGUGUGACAGUCGGGGGUGGCACCUUUUUAGGCAGCAGACUUCUCAUCGGGUCAUGACAAAUCACACAGCUCCCGUUUCACCUGUCUCUCACCACCGUCACAUCACAAGGAACAGUUGUGAUUGCAAGAUGAAUUUCUCUGAAGUCUUCAAGCAAACCAACCAACUUUGUAAAGUUUCCCCAGAUGGAAAGUAUUUGGCUACCUGUGUGCAGUACAGGCUGGUGGUGCGAGAUGUGAGCACCUUGCAGAUCUUGCAGCUGUACACAUGCCUGGACCAAGUAUCUCACAUGGAGUGGUCUUCUGACUCUCUGUUUAUUCUCUGUGCUAUGUACAACAGAGGACUGGUGCAGGUGUGGUCUCUCGAACAGCCAGACUGGCACUGUAAGAUUGAUGAGGGCUCAAUAGGACUAGUCUCCUCACGCUGGAGUCCAGACGGACGUCACAUUCUCAACACCACUGAGUUCCAUCUGAGAGUCACCGUGUGGUCCUUGUGCACCAAAGCUGUGUCUUACAUCAAGUAUCCCAAAGCGUGUCAAAAGGGUAUAGAUUUCAGCAGAGAUGGCCGCUAUAUGGCCUUGGCUGAACGCCGCGACUGCAAAGACUAUGUUUGUGUAUUUGUGUGUGACGACUGGCAUCUACUCAGGCAUUUUGAGACCGAGACACAGGACCUGGCAGGACUGGAGUGGUCUCCCAACGGCUGUGUGCUGGCAGUGUGGGACAGCUGUCUAGAGUACAAGGUGCUGCUGUAUUCUCUGGAUGGCCGGUUGCUGUCAACCUACAGUGCCUAUGAGUGGUCGCUGGGUGUCAAGUCUGUGUCCUGGAGCCCGAGCAGCCAGUUCCUGGCCAUUGGCAGCUAUGAUGAAAAAGUUCGCAUCCUCAAUCACAUCACAUGGAAGAAAAUCACACAGUUCGAGCACCCUGCGAUUAUCGACAACACAAAAGCUACUGUGUAUAAGGAAGCGGAGAAAAGGCCAGGUGUUGGCAGUGAUGAAAUGCCACUACACAACAUCACAAUGGGUGCAACUCUCUUCAACACCCAGAGCAAAUAUGAGAUCUGCCCACUGCCAGUCCAAAUCCCUGUGGUCAAACCAGACCCAGACCGAGCCAGCCCCAAGAUUGGCAUCUCUGUUCUGGCAUUCAGCUCAGACAGUCGCUAUCUAGCCACCAAAAAUGACAACAUGGCCACUGCUGUCUGGGUGUGGGACAUGCAGAAGAUGAGCCUGGAGGCUGUGCUGGAGCAGACUUCAGCCGUACGUUGCUUCCAGUGGGACCCUCUACGCCCCCGACUGGCCCUGUGUGCAGGCAACACCAAACUCUAUCUGUGGUCCCCGGGAGGCUGUGUUUCUGUUCAAGUCCCCACUGAAGGUGGUUUUCAGGUCCAGUCCCUGAACUGGCACUGCAGUGGAGACUCUCUGAUCCUGCUUGGAAAGGAGCAGCUGUGUUUGUGCUACAUGGACACUGACCAGGAAGACAAGUAAAACACACAAAAACAUCUCAAGACUAUCUGGAUUACAGUUUGGGCUGAUUUAGCCGGACAGCGCUUGUGGUAAGGUGAAGAACAACGGACCAAUCAGAACACUCCUGAAGAUGUAAGCUUUUGUAUGCUGGACUGUAGCUGCUGACCAAGAUUUAAAGGUACUCGGUGUAGGUUGCUGGAAUGUUCCUUUUUCUUGUCAGGUUUAAAACAUUCACAACAGACACAACAUUCCUCCUGAAUGACUCCUUUUGACAGAUGUCACUUUCUGAAUAAAUAAAAUUGUACUGAAGCACUAGUUGCAAACACUGUGAGAAUAUAAAAGUUUACAAGUCUUUACAGAUUUCACUGUAGUCUUGGUGAAACUGUUUUGUAUGUAUAUUACCAUAAGAUUGUAAUUAUUUUGAAUAAAUUUUGUCAUCAAUAAUGCUUCUUCAAGUGAGUUACUAAAAUGCAUGCAGUUAUCUAAACCUCUUGUGAUUCAGUUUUUACAGAGAAGUGAAGCUGAGUUGCAGUUAAGCAAUCUUCACAAACCUGCCUGUCCGUGGUGUUGGACGAGCUUGAUGAACAAAGACACGAGACGGGUUUUUCAAUGGGAAAUCUUUAAAGCAGUUCGUCAUGACACAAGUUGCAUCUUCUUUCAUCUGCAAAUGCUGCAUCAUUACCUCUACAAUAUUGUACCUGGCAGAGAGAGGCCACCUUCUCAUCAGCGUGGGACAUGGGAUGCUCUGUGAAGGUGGAGUAGGGCAUGUCUGUGGACCAGGGGUUCCAGCGGUUCAAGAACGAGGCACGGGGACGUUUGUCCCACUGGACACGAAUCCCAUAACCCUCUCUUCUGUAAGACAACACAGAAGUCUAAGAAUAAGCUGCAUACAUGGGCCAGCAGUACACAAAAGCACUCAGCACCAAGGCAUGUGGAGAGAAAAAGAGUGAAAGUAGCAGUUCCUCCUGAAGGUCAGAGAUUGCAGCAUCUGAGGGCCUCUUCAAAAGAAGACGUAGUUGAUGAAGGCGUUCUGGAGCAGGACCAGAAAGACCAUGACCAAGCAGCGUUGAGAUCUUAGACAGCGUCUCCCUCAGGUCCCUCUCUAUCUCCCCACACAUCCACCAACCACUGGAACACAUCUCCAAAGUUCUGCCGGGCCAGCUCAGCUUCCCCUCAGAAGAAGUGCCACCACCUGCCAGAUGAAGGAGCCUUUUGAGAGGCAGCUGGCAUCGUGAUUGGACUGUACUUUGGUCUGUUCCAAUCCAGCUUCAGCUCCAGAGACGGCAGGCGGGACGAGUCAACGGAGGCCUGGUGGACGAAGGCAUGCAGCUGAGUACAAUCCAGAAAACAACAGAAGAGGAGUGCAGGGCCAGAACAAGCAGAGUAGCAUCGUAUGUCUCUUAGAAAACAUCAUAGUAUAGUCUUUGCUAUGAAAAAACGCCAUCAUAUACAUCAGAGAUUGUACAAAUAACAAGUCAAAGGAAAGAGACAUACAUUGUAGAAUUGUAGUAAUUGUGGGCUGACUGAUUUACUGAUUAUCAGUAUUUUAUUUUUUACUGAUUUACGGUAAUAAAUACAUUUAAAAAUGGC